UAUGCGGUUGCUUUUCUCCAAAUCCGCAAGCCCUCAUCAUGGUUUUGCAGCAUAUUACUCUUUUAUUGGGAAAAAUUUCAAAGCUGAUGUUGUUCUUCAUUUUGGCACACACGGUUCCCUUGAAUUCAUGCCUGGAAAGCAGGUAGGAAUGAGUGAUGUAUGCUACCCCGACAGUCUUAUCGGGAAUAUUCCCAACAUCUAUUACUAUGCUGCGAACAAUCCUUCUGAAGCUACCAUAGCCAACCGCCGGAGCUAUGCAAAUACUAUUAGCUAUCUGACUCCUCCUGCAGAAAAUGCAGGACUGUACAAAGGCCUUAAGCAGUUAAGUGAGCUAAUUGCCUCGUACCAGUCCCUCAAAGACACCGGCCGCGGACAACAAAUUGUGAGUUCGAUCAUCAGCACAGCUAAACAAUGUAAUCUUGACAAGGAUGUGGAUUUGGAUAUGGAUUUAAAAAUAGAGUUGGGUUAUUGGAUUGAAAAAAAUGGAUUUAAUUGUGGGUUCAAGGAAUUUGGAUAUUUGAUUAUAAAAAUGGAUAUGGAUUUUUUAGGAAUAAUCUGA
Molecule: messenger RNA, 559 nt
Organism: Lathyrus oleraceus (garden pea)
Lineage: Eukaryota; Viridiplantae; Streptophyta; Magnoliopsida; Fabales; Fabaceae
Product: magnesium-chelatase subunit ChlH, chloroplastic
Exons: 1
Coding region: 2-559 (185 amino acids)
Biological process (GO): biosynthetic process
Cellular component (GO): chloroplast
Source: RefSeq, a predicted model, not a curated record